AUGUAUAUCCCAACAUUCAACGGAGAAGAAAGUGAAUUUCAGAUGUGGUGGAUGCAAUAUAAGGCGUAUGCCACAAUUGCUGGCUUUGCACUUGCAAUCCAGAGGACAAGGGAUCUUGAUCUCCCACCAAAGGAGGAUGAAGUUCUUGCAGAUGAUGCAGAUGGAAAGAAGAUGAAGAAGUCAUGUGAUCCGAAUUCAUUGGCAAUGGCAACGCUGACAAUGGCGUUCACUUCAGCCUCAAUGAUGGGAAUGAUUGCAGAUGCAGUCACGGCAGAUUGGCCAAAUGGCCUUCUGUACAAGGUGAUUGACAAUCUGUUCAAACGAUACAGAUCUAGUGAUGUGAUGUCAAAGGUCAAGAUGAGAUAUGAGAUGGAUCGAGUAAACAUGAAGAAAGAUGAUGAUCCAAACAGAUUGUGUGAACAGAUCAGCCAAAUUGAGAAUAAGUAUGUCACCCAGAAGUUGAGUCUGGAGGACUUACUUGCAAUUGUAUCAGAUGCUGCACCUAUUGAAUAUGGUGCAACAAUCACAGCAGAAAAAAGAAACAAAGGGAAUGCACUUACAUUGGAGGACAUCCGAGAAGCGAUGCAUGCGCAAUGGCGUAUCAUGUACCCGGCAGCAAAGACAAAGAAAACCUCCACAGCCAAAGAAGUGGAACUUUCAUCAGUGGACAAUGCAGAGGUGAUAUGA
Cylindrotheca closterium is the source of this 687-nucleotide messenger RNA. The record is from the annotation of a GenBank genome assembly. Lineage: Eukaryota; Bacillariophyta; Bacillariophyceae; Bacillariales; Bacillariaceae.